Molecule: messenger RNA, 993 nt
Organism: Aspergillus puulaauensis
Lineage: Eukaryota; Fungi; Ascomycota; Eurotiomycetes; Eurotiales; Aspergillaceae
Product: PaaI family thioesterase
Exons: 3
Coding region: 1-993 (330 amino acids)
Source: RefSeq, a predicted model, not a curated record
AUGGUGCUGAGACUGAGAGCCUCGGGCCGUGCCUCCAUAGCUCCACAAACCUGUUGCUAUUUCCGCCGACAGCAAUAUUUAUUUCCCAUCGAAAUGAGGCCCAUCCGGGUAUACCAUUCCAAAUGGCCUCGUCCUCGUCAGCUGUUCUCCGGCAAUCGCCAUUACGGCCUCCAGCUCCAGAUUCGCCAGCCAUUGUCUACCGCACCCAGACUUGUCUCGCGCAAUCGUGAGCCUCUAUUGUACCCCGUGGCCGGAGCCCGAUACGCAUCAACCGCAAAGCCAUCAACCCAACCCACCACCGCCUCAUCCAACCAAACCCAACAAUCAAUCGAAGACCUACUCUCCUCCCUCCCCCUAACCCGCUACCUCCGCAGCAGCACAUCCCCCAAAUACAUCGAAUUCCGCCCCUACCGCACCAUGCACCCCUCCGCCCAGUCCACCCACCUAGUGACAACAUCCCUCCUCUCCAACCCAACCAAACUCCCCACAGACCCAAUCUUCUUCCUCACCUCCCCUUCUACCAAAACCAAAACCCAAACCCAGCCUCAAAUAAUAGCAACAGCCUACCUCUCCACCCACCUCACCGGCCACGCAGGGUACAUCCACGGCGGCCUCCCAUUCCUGCUCUUCGACGACGUGUUCGCCCGGCUCGCCGCCGAGAUAUUCCCUAGCCGGGUCGGGAUGACCGCGACAAUGGGUCUUGAUUUCCGGGCCCCUGCUGUGCCGGGGCGGGUUUAUGUGUGGCGGGCCUUUGUUGAGAAGAGGGAGAGUGAGAGGAAGGUGUGGGUGCGUGGGGAGAUGAGGUGUUUGAGGGAGUUUGGGGUUGGGGAGAUGAGUGCUAGAAAUGUAGUAGACAUUGACGUUGACGUUGCAGGGGGUGAUGGGGAUGGGGUUAGUGUUGAGGAGAGGGAGGGUGUGCUUGUUGCUGAGGCGAGGGCGUUGUUUGUUGAGCCUAGGCGGGUGGAGGGGAUGGUGCCGUUGUAUCCGAACUGA